CUUUUCUACGUUCUUUUAAUUUAUAAAAUAGACAACACUUUUAACUUGAUUUCCUACUCAUUUCGUUAAAUUCAAAUCUAGCAAAAGGGUUAUACGGUUACAAAUCUUUGUAAAGUAGAAAUAUGCUUUUGAACAAACUCAUUGUGGCAAAUAUUAUGAUUAGUGUGACUGUUCUACUCCAGGGAACUAUUCCAAUGGGGUACGUAUCUGGACUCGCGUCAUUUUGGAUGCUCUCAGCAGGUAGCGUUUUCCUCGUACUCGCAGUCAUCACAUUCAUCGCUCUGUUGUUUUUGAGUCGAUCUAAAUGCAUGUUGGCAAUGAGCCAAAGAAAAUUGGCCAUCUAUCAUGCUCCAGCACCAGUCACAUCGUUGCUUUCGCUCAUCUUCUUCAUCGUGUACACAUUCAGUGCCAAAGCUCCCCACGAGCAUACAGCAAUUAAAAACUGCAUUGUGCUUCUGGAUGUCGGAGUGGGAAUUGUUCUGAUGAUUUCUCUGGUGCAAGUGCUUCUAGCGUUCCUGAGCCACCCGGAAUAUCCUGAGGAAGAUAAUGAUGAACGUUGAUUUAUUUCGUAAUAAACUGAUUCUUUCGU
Molecule: messenger RNA, 589 nt
Organism: Caenorhabditis elegans
Lineage: Eukaryota; Metazoa; Nematoda; Chromadorea; Rhabditida; Rhabditidae
Product: DUF2975 domain-containing protein
Exons: 5
Coding region: 123-560 (145 amino acids)
Source: RefSeq, marked reviewed